AUGAAUACUAAAUUCAAAAAGUCAAAAGCCCUUGGAAGUGGAUCAUUAGGAACUGUUUAUUUGGUUCAAAGAAUCUCUAACAAAUUAAACUAUGCAUUAAAAGAAUUCAACUAGAGCAAAUAUACAAUUAAUGAAGAAAUAGUUAUAGCUUUAGUAAAGCAGAUUCUUAAAGGACUAAAAUAUUGCCAUAAAAAUAAAAUCAAACACAAAGCUCUAAAACCUAGCAAUAUUUUGAUAAAUUCAAAAAAUAUUGUCAAGAUUGGAGAUAUUGGAUUUUCUAAAUUCAGCUUAAAUGAAUUACCAAUAAGCUAAGAUUAUUCUAGACUCUAUAUGGCUCCAGAGAUCUUAGAAGGAUAGUAAUACGAUUCUAGUGCUGAUAUUUGGGCUUUAGGCUGCAUUAUUUACGAAUUGAUAGAACUUUAAUAGCCAUUUGUAAAUUCAAUAGGUUCAAUCAAUUUCUAAAAAGACAUCGUUUCUGCUAAAUAGCCUAAUCCAAAAAGGUGUAGUAUGGUUACUAUCAUGCUUAUAAAGGCAAUGAUAGAGCCUGACAAAAAUAAAAGAAUUACUGCUUCUAAGGCACUUUAACUGCUAAAUGAAGAAGAACUAUAAUUACAAACUCCUUCAUCCAUGCCUAGCCAAUCGCUUAAUUGCUCUAUAGUUUAAAACUAGUCCGUUUUAAUUUAUUCUAAACCAUCUAAGCAAUCAAUUCCUUAAAAACUUAAAUAAAAAUCUCUUAGCAAUCUAGCAAGUGUAAAAUUUGAAGGAAAAGUAAGCUGCUUUUUUGAAAGGGAUCAGGGUAAAAUUGAAUUGAGAGCUGAUAAAAUAUCUAACGAAUUAGAUGGACCUUCAGGUUUAGUAAAAAUGGAACUAUGGGCUAUUCCUUAAGAUCCCACAAAAGAUAAUAAUUGGUAUAAAAGUGCAAAUGGGUAUAUACUUGCUAGAUACUAAUUUAAUUAGUCUCUAGAUACCAAUUAAUAUUUUCACAAUGUUCGAAAGAAAGUAGAUUAAUUAAAAAAGGGUAAAUAUGGAAAACCUCAUGUUCUUUCACUUAAACUAUAUACUUUAUCUAAAGAAAAAUGGAUUAGAACAGAUGCUAGAGUUUUUGAUGGGUAAAAAGUCUUUAAGAAAGGUUUGGAAUUUAUUGGUAAUACUGGCUUCCAAACGAAGAACAAUUAUAAAUAAGUUGAAUUUAAAAUAGAUAAAAUAUAAAAUAGUCAAAAUUUUACGAGUGGCACAAUCAGAAUUGUCUUGGCUGCGUGCGAGCUAAACUCAAGUCUCUAGAUAAAUGAUUAUGAAUAACUAAUGUUUUACGAAUUAGCAGAGUAUAGUUUUGGGUAAUUGGAAUAAAACUAAUGCAUUCAUAAUAUAAAAACAAAAGUUGAUUGUAAUUAUCUAGAAUCAGGAGAUUAUAUCUUAAUCAUGAAACUUUAGCAAAAUAUCAAAAAUGCUUUUGUGACUGAAGAUCAAAUAGUUUAUGAAACCAUUCAUUCAUUUUGA
Molecule: messenger RNA, 1497 nt
Organism: Stylonychia lemnae
Lineage: Eukaryota; Ciliophora; Spirotrichea; Sporadotrichida; Oxytrichidae
Source: the annotation of a GenBank genome assembly